CCCCUGAAAUAACACAAGAAUAAAUGCGGUAUUUUGUUUAUGUGGGUGAGCUGCAAGACAACAAGAAUAUUAAUAUGCUAUUGACAAUCUGCAUUGACAUUAGAGGUCAGAAAUAAGUUAUAUGACGUCAAAUAUAGAUCUACAAAAAAAGAAUAAAAAAGUGACACAAACAAGCAGUCUAUAUAUAAGAAAGCACACCCGCAUAGGCUAGAUCUUUCUGGAGCUAGUUAGAUACUAGUGGUUUAUCGUUGAUAACAGCACAGUCAUUUUAAUCCUUUAAAAUUAAUUCGUAGAAAAAUACACACACACACGAAAAGAAUUGAGAGACAAGAACGGAAUAUAUUUUUACUGUAUAUUAGCUAAUGUAAAGAAGAAUUCGGGCAUCCACGGUGGCUCAGUGUUAACGAGUAUCUUGUGCUUAAACCAAUAAUAAAUGGCAGGGACCAUCUGCUAUUCUUUUCUCCUUCAAGAUGGAGGCAAAAAGGAUCUACGAAACGUCACAUGUACAUAUGGCGUCAUAAAGCAAAAAACAGGAAAGUGAUUUGGAGACACCUCGGAGCUUUCGGAAGGGAUACAGCAUUCCACGGAGAAUCAGAUCCACCUACUAUCAAUUUUCAACAGGAACAAUACUGACCAGCUUUUUUUGAAAGAACAUGUUGCACCCAAGCCUGUGGUCAGUAAAGCUGAAAAUCACAUCGCAUACUUUGACUGGUAACUGAUUAGAACAGUUUGUCCGAAGCUGAGGAAGAGACAUCUCCAUUUCUAAUAAAAGGUGGAGUAUCUGCUCAGCUGUUGCAGUGUAGAGGACACUGCGUAUGUAUUUUUGCCAGUGUGCAUUCUGCAUCCAGUUCAUGCAAUAUUAUCAGUACCUGGGACAGUGCUGCGCCAUCCAAUGUGUUUACAAUGAGCAAUUCUGACGCCAGCAAUUGGUCUUGGCCUGGGGGCUUUGCCAGUGCGCGCUCUGUCGUCCACAGAGAAGACAGGUGGGGCGCGGGAACGCGGCGUCCCGACGCCCCCGUGUGAUGAUGACGAUGGCCGAGACCCAGGUUGAAUCUACUGCGGCGGCGACGGCGACAACAGCAGCAGCAACAACUCAGAAUCUCGUGCAGACAGACCAGCGACAUGGUGACAAGAAUUUCAGCAACAAUAACCACCCAUACGCCACUAAUAACAACUGCAGAAACAACAAGCAGGGGAAAAGAAAGCGUCUGAGUCAGGUGGUAGACAAACUCGCGAUUCAAGUGUCCUGCACAGGGCAGCGGUCACCGAAUAACAACGCCCACAAUAACAACAACAACAACCAUAUCGACAAGAAUGAGUUCAGAGCGCCGGCCCAUGUUCUGAAGACGCCGGAACACAUGUUCAGUGGUCGCCACCCCGAGCCUCAGGACCAGGCCGGACGAGACAUGGCGCCCCACCACGGUGAAGAAGAACUCCGCUGUGAUAGCGCGGACAGAGAGCGUUAUCACUACGGCGCCAUCUCGAGCGAAGUAGAGGACGUGUUUUGUCCAGCGUCCUCCUCCGACAAGUCGCCCAACUCAUCCAGAAUGAGUUUCAGCCCACUGAAUAUUAAAGACAGUAGUACUGAAGGGAAGAUGGAUGGUGGAAACAUCUGCAUCCCUCCUCCAGCGCUGUCACUAGUCCGUAAUUUUGUUGAGCCUCCUGCAGAACAUGAGAAACAGCAUUUCAGUCUUCAGCCCAGCUAUUCUGGUUAUCCCUGCACUUUAUGCCCGAUAGGUAGUGGCCUCUUUCCACAAGCCCAAGACAGAUUGUUCUCGCCUUCUUUCGUUGAUCCUCAAACCCCAAAGUCUCCAAUAGUUGCUCCUACACAGAGUUUCGAAAGCUUCCUGCAAACCAAGUACCCAGAUGUAUUCCACAAACGGAACCAUUCGGAUUCGGACCUUCCGGAUUGGUUGGAGAAAGGGAACGCAGUGAGUGGGGCGCAGAGUCCAGGAACAGUGCUGGGGCAGCGCGGCAGAACGAUGUCUCAUCCUCCCACUUUACAGCAAAUGUCUCACCAUGGAAAAGGAGGCUCGCUGGAGUCGGAACAUUCUUCGCUGCAAGAUUCACCGCUGGAUCUGUCCAUGAAGGGGAGUCGUGAGCGAGUGGCGAGAAAUGCAAGAUCGGACUUCGUACCGCCUCCACCCAAAGAGCUGCCUCCACCGCCGAUGCAGUUGCUGCCACCGGGUUAUCUUUCGCCGCGGGGAGUCGUCACUGUGCCCAUCGUGAAAGGAGACGUUGCAUCUUCCACCACGAAGGAGUCUGUGGCAGUGCGCUAUAACAUUGAGGUGUCUCCCGUAGUAGAGGAGAUGCCACCCGGUGCUGACGUGGCAUACGUGUGCCCCCACUGUGGCCAGAUGUUCAGCCUCCACGAUCGGCUAGCUAAGCACAUGGCUUCGAGGCACAAGACGCGACAGCAUACCCCUGAUUCUUCCGCCAAAGCUUACCUCUGCGGCAUGUGCAAGCGGUCGUUCGCGCGCAGCGACAUGUUAACUCGACACGUACGCCUCCAUACGGGUGUGAAACCUUACACGUGCAGGGUUUGCGGACAGGUUUUCUCGCGCUCGGAUCACCUCUCCACGCAUCAACGCACGCAUACGGGCGAGAAGCCGUAUAAAUGUCCACAGUGCCCAUACGCUGCGUGCCGACGGGAUAUGAUCACGCGGCACAUGAGGACCCACGCGCGAUAUGAACCAGGUAGUGGCGGUGGUCACUCUAGCUCCGAAACUGUCGAGGACCACGUGAUCACUUCUGAUAUAUCACUUUCUCCCUCUCAGGCGCUCAGCUCAUUGUCCGUGCACUCGCCCAUGGACACUUCUUCUGUCGAAGAUGAUUGUGACUGACGUACAUUUUACGCCAUGUUUACUGCAUGGCAAAAAUCUCCCGUUUAACACGUGAGAACCAGUAAGGCAGCGCACCAGUAUAUUUGUAGCUGCAUGAUAAUUACAAUAGUGUAAAUGGCAUUGUUCAUCUUGGUCCCAUCCGUAGCAAACAGGUAUUUAAAGGUUGGGCAGGACAUUCUCACAACCUUUAUAAAAAAGUGCUUUUCUGAGUAAGAUUUACAGUUUGUAUGAGUGGGAGUUUUGGACCAAAAUGUACAUUGACAUGCGUACAGUGACCUCUGCGCCGAAAAGAAUGUGACACUCCUUGAGUUGUAUGCCCGUAGAAUGUAAGCAAGCGAAUUGUAGGUUUACGUUAAAUAUGAUGAAUGCUCACCGGGGUUCAUGAAUGUACUCUAAUAAGAGGAGGUUGUGAUGAGGCUGACACUUAAACCAAUCGGUUUCUUCGCUUGGAAUUCGGGAAGUUUUAACUUUGUUUCAUUGAUGUUGUCAUGUUAAGUUUCUUCGAUGGUAUAUGGCAAGAAAUUGUUGACUCAAACUCACGUGUACAAAAUACACCGUCGGCCGAUUGUAACAACUGCGGUUUAUCAUUGUAUAUACAUUUUUUUAAAAAAAGGUGCUUUGUUUCAUCAAAUACCAUACUCUCCACAAGAAUGUUUCUUCCCCGAUGGGUUGUUAAAAUAUAAUCCCGUUCAUAACUAUGUGAAUGACAAGCCAAUUUUUUAUAUUAUUGCAUGCUUUUAUUAAUCUGUUCUCACUUAUAUUAGUGCCUCCUCCCCCAUAAAUAUAGAUUCGACUGUUUUGCGCUCUGGAGCUCAAAAUGGCGUAACAGUAAAGGCGCAGAUUUACGCAACUCGCUUUCAAGUACUAUAACUAGAUUCUAAUUGCCAGUUUUCCUCCUGCAGUAAAACUUUUUCAGUUUAACUUCCAAAACGUCCAUGUGGCUUGUACGUUAUACACCUAUAGAUGGACAAUUACUUGAGAAAACUAUGGAGGGGUGGCACAUUGAUUAAAAACAAAAGUAAAUAUAUCUAGCAGUUACAAAACGCUUGUCCAAACUUGAAUCUCUUUACUUGAAACUAAUAAUCUCGAACCCUUACAAAGACAUCUUGCUCUACAAAUAGUAUUUUUACUGUGCCCGCGUCUUUUUGUGUUGGCCGUCUGUCAUGUCACGUGUUGGUUGUUUUUAGUGUAGAAUUUUAAUAAGCCGUGAUAUAUCUUCCUCUGCUACUGCUGAUGGACGAAAGCAAUUGUAGUUGGUUUUUGUUUUUUGGGCUCGUGGUAAGGCCUAAUUUGUAACGCGGCGGUUAAAAUCAAAUCUUGUUAAGGUAUUUUGCUGAACCAGAUUUUGAAAUGCUUUCCAAUUUUCCUCUUUUAUUUAUAACUGUUAUCAAGCGGUUUUGAUGCAAGCAGGAAACGCUUAAUAUUAUAACGUCGCACUAUGCAGAAGGUGAUAAACCAAUCAAAUUAAACUACAUCUCCGUUUCCACAUCUAUAAAUAAACAUUAAAUUGUACAAAAGCUACUGUAUUUCAUGUCUCCAAUUUUGCUUUCAGUUAUGGAGCUUAAUAUAGUGAAAAUAUUUCUGUCUACCAGAGACUCUUCAUUGAUUUCAUUUCGCAAAUUAUAACCGUCUUCGAUCCCUUUAUUGUCCUCCACUUGACUUACAGAUUUGUAAAUGUUAGUGCCAGUAGCAGAUGGGAAGCCUGAGGUGAAGAGACCGCUGGGGAGACCUAGACGUAGAUGGGAGGAUAAUCUCAGGCGGGAUCUAUGGGAGAUAGGAGUUGAAGGAGACUGGAUUUUGUUGGCCCGGGACAGGGUCCGGUGGGGGCUUUGGUUAAUUAGGGCCGUUUCACACUGUCGACCGGUCGCCGGCGACCCAAUCGCUGAACGACCAAAACCAUCAGCGACCAAACGAGGAAACCAGCGCAGACAGAGGCCUCAGCCUCAGUACUUUGGAAGCAUUCAAGCAGUAUGGACGUCGAGGAGAUCACUAUAAUGAUAAAAAUUCGUUCCACUAAAAGAAACAGGAAAAAGAGUAGUAGAAAACAUUAGGUGCACCCUUUUUUCAACUCCCUAUUUGCAUAAUUGGGACUUCCAAGGUCCGAAAUGGCUCUUCGUGACUCUACGGCCGAAAUAAAUCUUUCGGUAUCAAAACUCAUAUUAUACUGAUCACUUGAGUGACAUGAACAAGACGGGAGAAAACAAGAAACAAUGGAUAUGUCACGUCUUUGAGCUCUGGUCGCUGACUGAGUCGCCCGCAAUGUGAACACGUGAUUGCCAUCUAUGUAUCUCGUGGUCGUUGGUCUCCUGUGCGUCGCUCAACUCUUGUUGGUCGACGGCGGCCAUUGGUCGUGGUCGCCCUCGUGUGUAAGCUCGUACUUAGCUUUUCUACCUGGUGGUCGUUCAGCGACCGGUCGUCAGUGUGAAACGGGCCUUAGGUGAGGAACCUUCGGGUUUGGUAAGCCAUCUAGUUAGUUAGGUAGUUAGUGCUAUAGUUAGAUAGCAACAUCCUAAAAUGGGGUUAGCACUUUUAAGUGACACAUUUUGAAAUGGUAAAUAGUCUGAAAUUAAGUGGAAGAAAUUAUGGAACGUUCAAAGAAACAAAAAACAGUAUUAUAAUGUAGGUUGCACCAUGGCACAGCUCACUUUCGAGAUAUAAAAGUAUAAAAUCUUGAAGGAAAUACCUUGCCUGUUUGAAGCCUUUAUUCUUCCAUAAUUUGAAGUGAAAUGUUACAAAGUUCCCUCCAGUCUUUGAUAACUGAGUGAAACUCUCCAAUAUUGUACCAACACAAAAUAAAAUGCCAAAAUUAUAAUAAAGCUCUUAUUGUUCAACUUAACAUCUCCACGUCAUGGAGGACGCCAGAGGCCAGCACAAGUCAGUGAUGUUUACAGCCGCGACGCGUCUCGACCUUGCUAACUCCUUAUCGAUUUUCGAGAGAGGAAAUAGGGAAUCGGGUCACUCUCGUUAAUAUGUCAGGAGCAAGGUCAUUUGUCUAUAGAAUUUAAUAUUUAUUGUUAGUGUUCGCAAAGCUUAAAGUGGUUUUUUGUUCAUUACGAGCUUUUUUUUGGCACAAGAUUUGUGUAUGUAAUUCGGAAAAAAUAGUCAUCCUCAUUUUCUCGCCUCAUUAAAAAUUAUUUCACAAAGUCAACUGUGUGUAUUACACCGAUGUUUCAGAUAAUCCAUUUCUAUAUUAAACCGUUGGACAAAACUAUUAUUAUCUACACCUUAGACCUUUACGUUAUAUAUCGUCAUUCAAUAUGUGGAGUUAAAAAAACCAUUUUAAAGUUUCUAUAAGCUAUUGUGUUCAAAUAAAAUCUGUUGUUUUUACAACGCGCUAAACUGUAGUGUUAAAAUAUUAUAAAAUUCACGAAUUAAAAUUAUAUUCCAAAUAAGCAUCACUCCUUUCUUUUAGGUUUUAUGCGUCAGCUUUUUUUUUGCUUUAGACUUUGCUGUUCACUGGUUUUAUGCUGUUUACAUAAAAUUAAGUUAUGAGAAUCAGCCUAUACGUUACUAUUCUACUCGUAAUUCAACUCCAGCGUUAAAAUAUUACGUAUUUAUAUGUUUUUGAACUUCAGGUCUACUAUAUUUGAUUUACGUGUCUUUGGCUAUUCACUGGACCUGUAAUGUAGCAGUACCAAAAUUUUCCCACUUCCCCUCCACUUUACCAGAACGAUUUCUGGCGUUUCUCGCUAAAUUAAACACAAAAUUAUGAUCUGUAACAGGCCAAUAAAUAUGACUACGAAGUUGGCUGUCUUCUGGGUUGUAACUCUAUAUAUUCUGGUAGAAGUUUACCAGCGUUUCAGAGGUUUUUAAUGCUUCCAUCAUCAGGGCGACCAGUUAUCAUUUGAAAUGUUGGUGAAAUUCAACCAGAAUAUAUAGAGUUACAACGAAGAAGACAGCCAUCUACCAGUCCUGCCUGCCUAUUACGCAAUUCCAGUGUCCACCUUUGGCCGCGGCCAUUUGAGUAUCUCGUCUUUGAGCGCAAGAAAAGUGUCACCCACGAAGACCAAGUCGACUUUAAAUGAUACAUACUAGAAAUUGCUUCUGAUUACUUAAGUAUAGAAGUUAAGUAAUACUAGGCAACGGCCCACUAAAAUCCGUAUAAGGGACCAGCAUGAUUUAUUCUGUUAGAAAUCGAUAAAUCACUCAGCCCAAUUGAUAUCUAUUAUAGACCUUGUGCUAAAAAUUCAAUCACUGUGCGUCACAGAUGACGACCGUGUAGGCUCGGAUAUUGGGGCGUGAACAUCACAACGUAAAGGAUACCGUAUUGAACGUGAUUAAAGUUUUAUACGAAUUCUGGCAGCCGUUAAUAUGUCAAAUACAAGGCCGAACUGCGAGGUUGUCCACACACGUUGAACUGGAUUAAAUUUAACUUACACUCUGACUGUCAUGUCUUUUGACCGUUAAGACGUCGAAAGCAAGGCUGAACUGCCCACAACUGGCACAAAGUCCUAUAUAUUAGUUGCCGCGCGGAAAUAAUGAGUAUUGCUGAAUGUAUGGACGUUAAGAUUGGAGAAGUUUUCUCUUUCAUAAUAAAGUGAAGUCAAAAUUUGUUAUGUCAAUAUGAAGCAACCCUCUGAAGCCGGCGAUUAUGUAAAUAAUAUUUAAUAAUUCAGUCCGUACCACAAAGAAAACACGACACGUCUCUGUUACAUAUAUCAACUUUUUAAUUCUGUUUAAGGAAAUAAUCGCUGUUUACAGUGGGAAUCAUACAAAACACACAAAUAAAAAUUAAUUAUUACCGAUCGCUGAAGCAAGUGGGGCACACACUAUUGGACUUUGAACGGUUAAUUUAACUUCUGAACGAUUUAUGCAAGUAAAGCUAAUGAGUACAGCGUUCUGCAAAAUAUUUUGAGUUACGUAUGAUUUAAAUUCUUUCAGUGUUUAAAAGCUAGGCGGUUACGGGCUACGAAAAAUUUAUUGUCUGUGUAAGCGUCAUGUUAUGUAAGGAGAAUGUAUUUCAUUUUAUGCUUUUAACACUGGAAGUGUGUCACAUUUUUCUAUUAAUUUAUUUUUUUCGUCGGGUCAUGAAUGAAAUGACUGAGGAGUGUGGUUAUAUUCUGGGUUGUUGCGUCGUAUAAUCUGGUAGAAGUUUACCGACGUUUCAGAUGUCCUUGCUGCGUCCAUCGGGGCUAUAAGUGGCUAAUCAGACUACACGAGGCAAAAGCCCGGAAGACAACCAACUUCAUACUCGCUGCCAUGAUCACCUGAAUGCUUACUGAAAUAUAUAUGGCAUUUUCUUCUUGCAGAAACGUGGUACAAAAAUUUCUUUCCCCUUUUCGGUUUGAACGAGACUAAGUGACAAGAGUCUUUUAAGAACAGACUGGAUUAUUUACAUUUUUAUUCAGCUCUUCUAGAUUAAAAUAAUCCGAUAUUUUCUUAACUUCUAUUUUAAUACCCAUAAGGAUUCUCUCUGUGGUGGCAAUUUAUAGACGACUAUUCAAGCCAUUAAUAUGUACUCUGUUAUUAAAAUAGAUUGAUAUGUAGAAGCGUAAUUAUGCCACAUGUUAAUUAGUGACUUAACCGAACUGCAACUAGUAGAUUCACAAGAGUUAUUUCAUUUUAAGCGUAACCUGCCUGCAUAAAUGUAAAUAUUUGUAAAAAUGAAUAUGUCAAUGAACAUUCCCUAUAACGACAAACGAACAAAUAUUAGAGAUUAAUAUCAGUAAUAUGUCUUUAUGUCAUUUUUAAACAUUACUCAAUGCUAAGAUGCAAGAUAUUUUGCUCUCUAAUGAGACUGCUUGAUGCUAUUUCAGUUUAGCGCAUUGUCAAACUGUUGAAUCCUUACGCAUACUUUAAUUGCAUUGCGAAAUGUAGGGACUUCAGAAAUGUGACAUGAAAUCAUAACAGAAUUAACACAUGCUCAACCAAAACAGUUAAGUGUAAGAAGAUUUCCGCCUUGCUCGUUAUAACGUUCAUCUAACCACGGAAAUAGCAUCAAGAAGGCCUUAUGUGGCUACAACUUUUACCCAUUGCUUAUUGUGCCAAAUACAAUGAACGGACAGUUGUAUUUUCGCGUGCAACAAUUACUUCCCGUUGAAGAUUAAAUAUGCCAGUGUUUUAAUUCAAUUUAUAAGGUUAUACCACCUUUUUUGCACUUUUUACGUGUUUAAUUAUUUAAUAAACUUUAAUCCCUAUACGAAAACUAAUUUACCUUUAAAUUAGCAAUGAUUCUAUGUCUGUCUAUGCGAAACAGAACGAGAUGGAUGAAACAACACUCCGAAGAACGUGCCACACUGUUGUGCCAUUUCAAGCAGACAUUGUUAUUAUUUUAUAGUUAUGUGACCUUUCCCACAUAGGAGAUUAAUUGAAAACAGUAAUCAAUGAUAUAGGGCAUUAUUAGAUGGUUUAAACAUGGCGAGUUGUGAUUUAUAUAUAUAUUGCUUAUAUACUCUUACGUAUAGCUCUCUAAAAAUCGAUAUGUUGAGUGUUUAACCUACCAGAGAGAGAGAGAGAGAGAGAAACAAAUAAUUUUCAUUAUGAGUGUAAGUAAUUAUUUGCUGUUCGUUCAUAAUCCUCUAUUCGUCAGUUGUAAAAUGUCUUUCAUUUUGGCUUCCUGUCAUGUUCACACGUUGGAAACCAUGUUGAAUUUUUCAGUGUUGUCUUACGGAUCGGUUGAUAAGAGAGGAAUAAAUAUUUGUGCCAGAUUAGUGUAAUACAUAAUAAGUUAUUUUGUUACCCUUUUUGAAACCUUCUUUCAGGGAAGGUAUAUUCUUAUUGUAAAUUUGGAUUUACUGCCAAUGUACAUUAUCGAGGUAGAUUGUUUUAAGGUAAAUAUUUUGAUCAUCAAACUUGUUCUUUAUUAUUUAUGUCAUCCAAUAUAUUUUCAUGAUUCAUAAUGAACAUUAAUUAUUAAUUUCUUUGUUUUAUUAUAAAAAUUGGCUGCAUUUUUAAUAUGCCUCAAAGAGUACAAAACGAUGAUACCAGUUUAUUAAUGAUGUUAUGUUGUAGUAGAAAUUGUUAGCAUCUAUGAACAUACAUGUUUUUUCCCCAAUAAUUAAGUGUUUUUACUCCUUAUCUGUUUGCAACACCGCCUUCCUCUCUCCCUAACAAUUGUCACCACUCCGUAGCACUUUGUUCGUGAAGAACAUAUUUCUGAAUUUGUGUCCAAACAUUAUAUUUAAAUUAUAAUGAGGCCUACAUUGUAAUAUUUGUAACUUACUUGUAACAUAUCAUGACUUGUUGGUUGUUAAAUAAUGUGAAGCCUUUGGCUACAGAAACAAGUGACAUUUGCCUACUUUCACGGCCAACUGGAAGUUGGAGCGAACGUUUUCUUGGAGGGGCGAUCACUUCUGUUGGCUAGCGAAGUGUUAAUUAAUUCUGUCUCUAGCCAACGAGUGAAACAAACGACAAUACACUCAUACGCGAUUUUCAUGCUGUAUUUAUUAAAAGCUGUUUGUCUCUUUAAAUCUUGGACAGUGGGAAAGAAUAAUGGUGCUAAAAUUGUCCACGAUAUUUUUGGGAGAGGAAUGUAACAUGAUAAUUCUAAGCGUUAAAGAUUGAAUUGUGGGAGAAAUAGUGUAAUUUUUGAGUAGAAAUUACUACAUUUCUUAUAUUGUGCCAUUUAUAAACUUAAAACUACAAUUUUAUCAAUUUAUGGCAUAUUUCUUAGUAUCUGAAACUGUAAUCCGUAAGUGCAUACUUAUAAGAAGAUAAAAAUAAUAAAAAGUCUUUCAGUAGCAACUUCUUUCUACAUACAAUUAGGAAUCUAGCAGCUGAAAUUUGUUACUCCAUAUAUUUUCCACGUCGUUUGCUCAAUUACUGUCAACUUUUGCCUGUUACAUUUUAUGGAGUGAAACGCUUUCUUUUAUACAUCACACCCGAUUUGAACUUUCACAUUUAAAACACAAUAUUCAAAUUAUACACUUGAACUUGCCAACUUAUAAUUUGUUCUUAAUUAAAAAUAUAAUAGCCUAUAUAACUGAUUAUUAAUUUGCAGGGAAAUCGAGUAGGGACGGUAUUCUGUCGGGAUUUAAAUGUUAAAAGUGUACCUGGGAACCGAAAGAUUCUGUGAUGAUGUUAAGUAGUUGUUCUCUUUGUAUAUUGUAAUCAGGGUCUAUUUUUUAUUUUUUGAAUUUGAAAGUACAGAGAGUUGAUAACACAAGGAGGCACAUUAAGAAUUUAGAUGUUAAUUUGAUGUGAUUUGUUUUAAAUGUCUGAAUAAUAACCUUAAUUUCACAAAACUGAAAUCAACUGUAAUUUUAUUCUAAUACCACACUUCCCUGUCAAUAUGUAACUGUAUAGACUGCGCAUUUGAAAUGUGGUACAUAUUAAUGUAUUCCCGUCUUUCAUGAAUUUACCGCAAAUCUGUAUUUUCUUCACACGAUAUAUCUUUUCACUACACCAAGGAUCGGAUACUUUUUUGCAAAAUAUCUUACAGUUCUCUCGAGAUGCAUUUCUCCUAAAGUAUUCUACGUAUAGGAAAUGCUGUCCUAUUUGUCGGUCAUAAUCUGCGUUAUGGCAUCGCGUUGUUUUGUAGGCGCUUACAAGUGUUUCGUAAGUAAAGUGGUGUGGGACAUUUAUACAGGAAUAAUAUGACCAAUGGGUACAGAAAAAAGUAGUUGGCAUAGAUCCCAUGUAAUGUGCAACUCCUACUAUGUCCUUACAAGGAUCUAAAUUUAAGGAUGGCACUGUGAAGAACCGGGGGGGGGGGAGUAGCGAUAAUGAAAUUUGCCCCUGUCAUUUUUGUCCUUUCCCAUUGGUUACCCUUCUCAAAACAAGAUACUAAAUCAUUCCACCCUGAAGAUGGUGGCGACACAUUGGUAACCACCUACAAAACUAGACGUAAUCAUAACCCAGGAGACCACACUCAACAAUUUCACCGCCCUGAGAAUCUCUGAUAUCUCAUUUCUUUAUUCGUUACUCUGACUAAAAACUAGAUCGAUUUUCAAAAAAAUUUAGAAUGUGCAGAAUAUUAACUCAUUGAGAUUCUCAAACUGUUACGUUGGUCUAUAGCACAAGAAAUAUAUGUUUUGCUACAGCUGCUUCCAUUUACCAGUGUUUCAACUCUCACUGUUCGCCGAAUUUCUGUACAGUCUCAACAGCAAGGCCUACUGAAUUUGUCUGAAAUUUGGCCGGGAGGCGAAUGUUUUAAUAGACAAAACACGAAUUGCUCUAAGCUCAAAUUAUAGUCAUGAGCAGUAUUUUAUUGUUAAGCACUAUGAAUAUUUACAAAUUAUAUAAUGAUUUGAAAGCCGUCAAAAAAUCUUGUCCCAGUUAACUAUACAUUGCGUCUUCAUGUAAUUAGUGGUUAGUAAGAAGUGGACAUGAUUAUGCCCUUCUAAGUUUUGUCGCCUCUUAGAUGGAGACUAUGUUUCUUAGAAACGUUGGCAUCUACUGACGAGUCUGUAUUGUGCCAGAACCCAUCAUCACCGCCUUGAAAACUUAAGAUAUCACAAGAAGUGAAUAUAAUCCGCCACUGCCAGUAUAAACUGUGUUUAAUUCUGCCGAACACAAAUUUUCCAGGGAUAUAGGAGCUUGGCAUUACUAAUGGGUUACAUUAAAAUCACAAGUACAAGUAAAUGUUCUGAUGAUACGUACAUCUGUGAACUUAUAAUUGGAGUAUACAGGGAAGCUUAUUUUCACGUAAAGGGGAGUGCUAUUACCUAAAAAACAAAAGCGUAUUAAUAUAUUAUUUAUUUAUAUAAAGAAUAUAGUUUAGUGCUAUAAUGAAACCGAUUACACCUUUCAGAUAUCUUUUACCAUCUCUUUUCGCUUGUGUUUGUUUUCAUUAAAGACUGCAUAGUUGUCAAAAUUUUCGGUAUCUCUGUAGUAUUAAACACCUGUUACUGUAAAACACAGAAAAAUUAUUUCGGUAUUUGAGAUAAUUCAUACCAAAAUUCGCGUCUCACAGAAAAUGGCAGAAUACUGGUACACUGGUAAAACAUUCCGUUAUCUCUGGAAAGUAAGACCAUAGAACAGUACCGAGACAGUUUUGUGCCUUCCACCAAAUGUAAAAUUCUUAACGGAUGUGAAAACUCGACAUGCAAUUUUUGUGAAAGACGCAUCAUUUCAACAUUGAUCUAAACAAUUGUGUGUGUUAGUCCCAAUCAAGCAGUACACUGUUAUAUCCUCUGUCCUAAAUAAGGGAUAUAAUCUCUGACACGGCACUUACUUCGGCUUAAAAAUAGUUGUUCUACGUUUGAUAAAAUGUCAGUAUUUAACAUUUGUAAGUUUAUAAAACAAUAUCGUUAAGGAAUGGUCGUUGCUGUUGAGGCUAGCAAAACCUUUGCGUGAUCAUUUGUUAGUUGUUACAAUUUUAAAUGGUCUACUAAAAGCAUUGGAUGUCUCUUAUCUGAUUUGUCAAGUGUCCAAGUUUUGUUUGGAAAAUUUAUUAAUGGAAAACAAUUUUAUUGAAUCAUAUUUGUACAGUAUUAUGAAGAUCUGGUUGAUGUAUUUUAUGUUAAAACAUUGUGUAAUUCGAUAACUAGGAUGAUGGUUUGCGGGUGGAUUAGACUAGCUGCCAUGUUUAUGUUGGCAGAAGCUGCGUGAACAUUAUCCACACCGAGUUUCUUAAAAUUUGCUCAACGUUUAUCUUCUAUAUACAUAUAUAUUCUCUCUGUCGAGCUUGUAUUUGAGAAUGCCGUAUGUAAUGUAUAAUAUUUUCAAUAAAUGAUUCUUUGUGUAUAUGCA
Messenger RNA from Zootermopsis nevadensis, 13475 nucleotides. It is a transcript of the gene klu, whose product is annotated as zinc finger protein klumpfuss. The record is from RefSeq and is a predicted model, not a curated record. NCBI's taxonomy places the organism in Eukaryota, Metazoa, Arthropoda, Insecta, Blattodea, Termopsidae.